AUGUCUCUCCUUUUCAAACGAUUUGACAUCAACCAUCAAGCAACAUCGGCGCCCAACUUUGGUUUUUCAAAAGCUCUAAACGGAUUCCUAAUGAUGAUGACACAAAACGGCAAACUUCUGUACAUAUCGGACAACGCAGCGGAAUACUUGGGACAUUCAAUGGUGAGUCAACUAUGUCAUAAUUGUAUCUUACUACCGAGUGGUCCCAUAUACUGA
This is a messenger RNA of Diatraea saccharalis (sugarcane borer), 216 nucleotides long. The record is from the annotation of a GenBank genome assembly. Lineage: Eukaryota; Metazoa; Arthropoda; Insecta; Lepidoptera; Crambidae.